AAAUUACAAUUCAUAACUGUGUUAAUUUUGUUUUAAAUGAGCUAAUUCUUGAUUUCCUUGUUUGUCUUCUUAAUAUUGGUUUGCUUUUGACGGGGCAUGCUGUUAAAGAUGUUCAACUUAUGCAAAUCAUGAAACUUAUUGUUAUGCAAUUAACAAUUUGAAGCAUAACUGUAUUACCUGAGAUUUUGCAGCCUGAGUAAAUGCAUUUGUUUGACACUUGGUUACAGUUGAGAAAGAGUAUUCAGGUUCAGAAUUUCUUUACGCCAGCUGAAUCACAGGCUUUUGUCAAAGCUGCAGAGUCGCUUGGGUUUGUUCACCAAGGAAGUCUUGGUCCUGCAUAUGGCGAAGCAUAUAGAGACAAUGAUCGUGUAUCCAUGAAUGAUCCUGAUCUUGCAGAUGCAAUGUGGAGAGCUGGACUGAACAAAUUAUUUUCCGAUAUCAAAAUUCGAGGCAAAGUUGCUGUUGGGUUGAACCCAAAUAUUAGGUUUUACAGGUACAAGGCCGGUCAGAGAUUUGGACGGCAUAUUGAUGAAAGUGUUGACAUUGGAGAAGGGAAGCGCACACACUACACUUUGUUAAUAUACUUAAGCGGUGGUUCCAAAUCUAAAACUAAGGUUGAUAAAGACUCUCAGGGUUCUUUGUCUGAGACCCUUGUUGGAGGCGAGACUGUCUUUUAUGGUCCAAGAAAUGCUUUGGUUGCUGAGGUACCUCCAACUGAAGGAAUGGCUCUUCUCCACAUUCACGGGGAUAAAUGUAUGUUGCAUGAAGCUCGGAAUGUCACUAAGGGUAUCAAAUAUGUACUGCGAUCUGAUGUUGUAUUUGCUUGAACAAAUGCCUAACCUAGAUGACUCAUCUAUGUUUUCUAAACCUUCCCUUGAGUUUAAUGUGCACAAAAUCUUUCUUGAGUUGUAAUUCACCUACUUCUAUUAGUAACCUCAUUCUUAAGUAAAACUACUGCUGUAUUCUGCCAUAAAUCUUGUUGCUUCUCGCAUCACCCUGUAAAGAAUUUAAGUUAUACUGGUGUAUCACACUGGAAAAAAGACUUGGUUUAAAUGCUUAAUUUUUCACGUGUA
Messenger RNA from Lycium ferocissimum, 1073 nucleotides. RefSeq lists its product as uncharacterized. The coding region runs from base 201 to 827 and encodes 208 amino acids. Gene Ontology annotation, molecular function: iron ion binding; procollagen-proline 4-dioxygenase activity; L-ascorbic acid binding. The transcript has 4 exons. The record is from RefSeq and is a predicted model, not a curated record. Gene Ontology annotation, cellular component: endoplasmic reticulum. Lineage: Eukaryota; Viridiplantae; Streptophyta; Magnoliopsida; Solanales; Solanaceae. Gene Ontology annotation, biological process: peptidyl-proline hydroxylation to 4-hydroxy-L-proline.